Phytophthora nicotianae INRA-310 is the source of this 1561-nucleotide messenger RNA. RefSeq lists its product as hypothetical. The transcript has 2 exons. NCBI's taxonomy places the organism in Eukaryota, Oomycota, Peronosporomycetes, Peronosporales, Peronosporaceae. The record is from RefSeq and is a predicted model, not a curated record. Gene Ontology annotation, cellular component: membrane. The coding region runs from base 360 to 1304 and encodes 314 amino acids. Gene Ontology annotation, molecular function: acyltransferase activity.
AUACUGAUUGAGCAAUGAAUGCUGCUCGACUUGAGCAAGGCCAAAUGGAAUUGAGGGUGUAUAGUCAAAUGUAUACAUUGUGUAUACUGCUUCAAGGAAGGAGUCAAUGUCUCUUAUGUCAUAAGAAUUCUCGCGCAUAGUUCUCGUGGAGGUAAAUAACAAUAAAUUGAUUGCAAUAUGAACCGCAUUCCAGGUUGGACAGAUCGACGUGAAAGAAAACAUCGAGAGAUGAGGCGACCAGGUGCGGCAUAGGAGUCUUAUGCCGCACCUGAUCGUCCCACGGGCCCACGUGUCAGUGGACUUGCCCUCGUCAUUCCUGCUUCUGCCACUUGCAACGUCCCUGCAACACCGAAAGCAUCAUGGCUUCGUCCGUCGUGGGGUCACCGAUCGCUCCGUUCCUAGACCUGGAGUCUCAGUCACCUACGCCCUCUUAUCAUGAAAUACGACGUGGUUUAGAACUGCUGGGCGACGGCAAAGAGCACGUCGCACUGGAUCCGUCCACGGAGCAGCAGUUGCUCCCGUUCGAGAGUAUGUUCCAGUUCGAGCGCAUCAAGCGUCCGCUAUCUGUCGGCCACUUGCUCCUGUUGCUGUAUACGCCGUUCGGACUAGUUUUGCUGCUUAUCCGGGGCAUCUGCUGCUUCUUAGUGGCCCUUAUCGUGCCUCGGGUCUUCUCGGAAAUGCAAAUGGAUCGAUUCCAUGUCGCUAAACUCUUCGUGUGGCUAACGGGCACGCGAGUGCGUCUCGUGGACGAACAUCUCUUUGAAAAGGGUGAAAAACGAGCUGAUAUCAUUGUUUCCAACCACAUUAGCGAGUUCGAUGCAAUCGCUAUGUUGAGCAUCACGCCGGCCUACAUUUUAGGCUACGAUUUCUACAAAAACAUGCUAUUCUUCAAGUUGCUGGGAGAUAAAGCUGGACUGGUAUAUGUGCCGUACGCUUCAAGACAACAGGGCAAUGGUGCUGGUCGGGAUGCUGUACGACAGAUUGUUGUUGAGCGACUAGCUAGAGGCAACAAGCCGCUUGCUGCUUUUCCAGAGGGUGGUCUUACCAAUGGAAGAAAGGGUUUGCUGCAGUAUCACAAAUUCCUCUUCUCUCUUGACAAGACUGUGCAGCCACUUGCUAUCCAGGCAUCGGACGGGCCUUUUGUAAGAAGCUUUGAUUUAUUUUACACACAUAUUUUAAUUCUUUUGUUGUUCUAUGUAGCCGGUGAAUAUCAACGACGAGACGAGCACGUUCCUGGCCAACGUGUUGUGGUACCUGUUCGUACCGUGGCACACGUACGCAGUACAAUUUCUGCCAUGUACUAAGGCUGAACAAGGUGAAGAUCCGUUGAUCUUUGCACAGCGAGUGAUGAAGAUGACGGCUGAUUCACUGAAGCAAGAAACAUCGCCCUUUAUGUAUCGAGACAAGAUUGCAUUCACUAGGUAUAAGAGCCACCAACUCAAAAGGAACAAGAAAUAGUCCUUGUGGUAGCCCUGGGACUAUUGUCCAUUGAUAUACUAAGGCGAGGGCCACAUCUUUUCGAUGAAGUCUCCAACAUCUUUCCACCUCAGUUGCUUUCCGU